Molecule: messenger RNA, 1389 nt
Organism: Acaulospora colombiana
Lineage: Eukaryota; Fungi; Glomeromycota; Glomeromycetes; Diversisporales; Acaulosporaceae
Source: the annotation of a GenBank genome assembly
AUGGCCUUCAGACUUUUUGGUGGAAAUCCUUUCGAAGAACAAGUUGAAAAAGCGACUUCUGAGUUGCUUCCAAGGGGCCAAGAAGAUUUGGUCCUGUUUCAUGAAAUUAGUGAUAUGAUUCGUAGCAAAUCGGUUGCUCCAAAAGAUGCAAUACGGGUUCUCAAAAAGAGAAUUACAAAUAGCAAUCCUAACGUUCAACUAUUGGCCCUAAGUCUAACAGACACGUGUGUUAAGAAUGGAGGAAAUCACUUUUUAAUUGAGAUAGCAUCUCGGGAUUUUGUGGACACUUUGGUUGCAAUCGUUAGAUCACCACAGUCCUUUUCAAGUUCCGCGCCAUCAACUCUAUACUCAAGUUUUCCACCCCUGAAUAGCGGAAGUGAUAAUAAAUCCAAUACCCAAGAGAUAAAUAAGGAGUCUGAUGAUGAUUUAAAAAAAGCUAUUGAACUCUCUUUAAAGGAAGCCGAGUAUAAUAAAAAUUAUGUACAACCUGCACUUCAAAAGGUUGCGGCAAAGAACUCGGAAGUUACAAAAGAACUUGAAGAAGACACUGCUGCCGCUAUUGAGGCAUCUCUUCGUGAGAUGAAAAUCAAUCCAAAUCGUUAUAAAUCUUCGACAUAUAAUUCCACCUCUGAUUAUUCGUCAUCUUAUCAGACCUACAAUCAGCCCAAUGAAUUAUCUACGAUCGAGUCGGAAAAUAUUCACCUAUUUUCAGAAAUGAUUGAACGAAUUCAGCAAGGCGGAGGUGAUUUAUUUAGAGAUCGGCAAAUACAGGAGUUGCACGGAAAAAUUGGCGAAUUAAAACCGAAAUUGACCAAAAGUUUGACGGAGACUAUACAAAAACACCAGGAUCUGGUUGAUAUGCACGAUAAAUUAACACAAGCAGUAAAAUUAUAUGACAAACUUUUGGAAGAGAGAAUGUACAAUCGCAGAGCAUCGAUAGCUUCAUAUCCUAUACCGCAACAUGUCAGCUCACCCGUUGUUUCCGGAAUCGGAAACAUGUACCCCUCCGUUGCACCUAUUAUGCAAUCGUCCAGCAUUUAUCCUUAUCCUAUUGCAUCUGCACCUGCACCUUCCCCAACCUACUAUCCUGCACAAACCGCGCCUCCGGUACAAUAUGUUCAGUCUAAGUCAAUAGAUACUGCUACAGCUGGAAUUCAACAAAACCUUCAACCUGGCCAACAGCAAUUAGCUCAGCAAACACACACUCCCUAUACAUAUGCUUCAGCUCAGGUUCCUUAUGCUCCUACUCAAAUUUCCUCUGAAGCUAUAAAUAGCAAUAAUAUUCCUGUCGAGUAUAAUGCGGCUCAACCACAACAUGGAUAUUCGCUGCAAACUAAUGGCACUUCCGCCUAUGCGCCUCAACCGACCUAUAAUGCUGAGACUGGGUGA